This is a messenger RNA of Physella acuta, 5249 nucleotides long. Its product is annotated as protein phosphatase 3 catalytic subunit alpha. The record is from RefSeq and is a predicted model, not a curated record. Gene Ontology annotation, biological process: calcineurin-mediated signaling. Lineage: Eukaryota; Metazoa; Mollusca; Gastropoda; Physidae. Gene Ontology annotation, molecular function: calmodulin-dependent protein phosphatase activity.
AUGGCACGGUUGCGCAAAACAAUGCGCAAAAGACCCUGACAAUAUGCAAAUGUUGUGUUGUGUACGCCAUAUUGAGGUCUGAAUAUAGAAAAACUAUCGGUUCCAAUCGCAAUAUAUCGGUGCCAUCGGAGGCACUAUUAAUAAUAUUAGGUGCUCGUGAGCCUUAAGAUGGCCACAACAGAUAGUAAAAUGUCUACAACCGAAAGGAUCAUCAAAAGUGUUCCUUUUCCACCAAGUCAUAGGGUUAGUAUGAGUGAAGCAUUUGAUGCCAAAGGAAAACCAAGACCAGAUAUUCUUAAGCAACAUUUUAUCUUAGAAGGACGUGUAACAGAGGAUGUAGCUUUACGUAUUAUCAAUGAAGGUGCAGCUCUUUUGCGACAGGAGAAGACCAUGAUUGACAUAGAAGCACCUGUGACUGUAUGUGGUGACAUUCAUGGACAGUUCUUUGAUUUGAUGAAGCUGUUUGAAGUCGGUGGUCCUCCUGCAUCUACCAGAUACCUUUUUUUGGGAGACUAUGUAGACAGAGGUUAUUUUAGCAUAGAGUGUGUACUUUACUUGUGGGCUUUAAAAAUCUUGUAUCCAACCACAUUCUUCCUGUUAAGAGGCAAUCAUGAAUGUAGGCAUCUUACUGAGUAUUUUACAUUUAAGCAAGAAUGUAAAAUAAAAUACACAGAAAGGGUAUAUGAUGCUUGCAUGGAGGCCUUUGAUUGUCUGCCACUGUCUGCUCUGAUGAAUCAACAGUUUCUAUGUGUCCACGGAGGACUUUCGCCUGAAAUUCACACUUUAGAUGAUAUUCGUAAGCUGGAUAGAUUUAAGGAGCCACCAGCAUUUGGGCCUAUGUGUGAUUUGUUAUGGUCUGAUCCUUUGGAGGAUUUUGGUAAUGAAAAGUCUUCAGAACACUUUACGCACAACACUGUUAGAGGUUGCUCAUAUUUCUACAGCUAUGCAGCAUGUUGUGAUUUCUUGCAACAGAAUAAUUUGUUGUCCAUAAUACGGGCACAUGAAGCACAAGAUGCAGGGUAUAGGAUGUAUAGAAAAAGUCAAACUACAGGUUUUCCAUCUUUGAUAACAAUUUUUUCAGCACCUAAUUACCUAGAUGUUUACAACAAUAAAGCUGCUAUUCUGAAAUAUGAAAAUAAUGUGAUGAAUAUUAGACAGUUUAAUUGCUCUCCACACCCAUAUUGGCUACCGAAUUUCAUGGAUGUGUUUACUUGGUCCUUACCUUUUGUGGGUGAAAAAGUCACUGAAAUGCUGGUGAAUAUACUCAACAUAUGCUCUGAUGAUGAACUUGUUGCUGAAGGAGAACAGGACUCUAUGGAAGGUGACGGUGCAAACAAGAGCAAAUCUCAGGCAAAUUUUGACCUUAUAGCUGCAAGGAAGGAAGUGAUUCGGAACAAAAUCAGAGCUAUUGGGAAAAUGGCAAGAGUGUUCACAGUUUUGAGAGAGGAAAGUGAAAGUGUACUGCAGCUAAAAGGUUUGACUCCCAAUGGACUUCUUCCUUUAGGAGCUUUGUCUGGUGGCAAAGAUACACUUAGCAGUGCACUGAGUGGAUUUUCACCCAAUCACAAAAUUAGUGGUUUUGAGGAAGCUAAAUGCCUAGAUAAGAUGAAUGAAAGAAUGCCCCCUAGAAAAGAUGCUGUCAAUUCAAAUAACAAAGAACAUUCAAAGUCUUAACUACUGUUUUACACCCUCAAAUUUAUCUUUUUAAAUAAUUAUUGUGAUGUUUUUGUUCUGCUUGAUCAUGAUAUUGUGAAAGAAUGAGUGUUUUCUUAACUUGUCAUUUAACUGCAAUGAUAAAAUGAAAUGAUUGUUUGCACUAAGAUCUGGCUUUUAUAUAAAAGUAUUUUAAGCCUUAAAAGUUACAAUUUAAAGAAUACUUUUGGUGAUCAUAGAAAGGUUCCAUGCACAUUUAUAAUGUGUGAUAGUUGAAAACAGUUACAUUUUGUCAAAAAGAAAUGUAGCUGUUUUAUUAGUUCAAUGGUGAAAAGUAGUUUCAAAGGUAUGAAAAGUUAAGUAUUACUAUCACACUAAUGGUGCAUGACUAUUUUAGCUUGAAAAUGAAGGUCAACAUUUAAUAGAAAUUAUUUCCAUUUUGUCAUCAUCUCCUACUUUUGUUCAGUAACAAAAAUUAAUUUGCAUCUGUAAAUGAAGCUGCAUCUUGGUUUUUCAAAUAGGUUUUGUAUAAGCAGUAUAAUGAACUUUUAUCAAUGAAGUAGGCCUAUCCAACUAAUCAUGUUACUAAAUUAUGUGUUACAAUUUCUUGGUGAUUCUCACAUUAUAUUUUAUGCUAAAGUAAAAGAAAAGCAGAUAAUUUUCUAUGAUUGUUGAAGAGUUACAAAAAAUGUGUGAAUAAAAUGUAACUAUUUUAACGUGGUGUAAAGAUAUUUUUGUCAGUUGCUAUCGCUUUAUUUGUGUGGAAUUAUUUUUAUAUCCAUUUUUCUAUAUUGCAAAGAGUUUUAAGUGUCCGAUACAGUAGGAGUCUUAAGCAAAUUUUAAAAACUAUUACUUCUUUCCCUUUCUGUAAGUGAUUAGUUUACUAUUAAACAACUUAUCUAAGAAAACAAAUUGAGGAAUUAAAGUUCUAAGGUAUCUUUGAAGUUUUAUGAAUUGGUUUUGUUUUACAUAAUUUAGAUCUGAUCAUGUAAUUAGCAAUAUAUAAAUAGAUUAUUUUGCAUUUUUUAAUCUAGUCAGUUGUAAACAUAAGGUUCUUUUCUUUUUAUUUUUUGUCAGCUGUUUUUCUUUUCUUUAAUUGUAAUAGUGUUUUGAAGUAGUCCCUUUUCUAACUGUAUCUGUUUUAUUAAGUUUUAAAUUCUCUCUGCUUGAAAUGUUUAAAUUACUUUACAGAUAUAAAUGAGAUUACAUUAUCUAUUCUUGUCUCUUCAAGAUUCUUUGUUUUUUUCAAUGUGCAAGUUGGUGGGUCUAGGCAAUAGGUAUUUAUUUUUUUAAGAUAUUAAAUUAAAUGAUCUCAUGUGAUAAUAUCCAUUGGUAAAACUAUAAACAAAGUUAUAACAUCACUAUAAUUUUCAAUCAACCAAUUGAACUAUUUUAUCUUAAAAAGAGUUUACAGUUAGUAGAGGGGCUACUGAAGGUAUGAAACUAAAUGCUUAGUGUGAUCUAAGAAUAUAUGAGUUGACAGGAAUUAUUUUUAAAAUAAUUUCUUUUUAAAGUUCAUGUCACACAUUUUUCUAUUGCAAAGAAAAUUAUUUAUGCCAUUGUAGCUUCAGAAAGCUGAUUAUCUUUGCUGAUAUCACCAUUGUUUCAGAAGAAGUAAUUGAUUUUACAUGCAUAAAAUGGUUGUUGAUUGGUUUUUUUAAAAAUACAUUUUCCAUCUUAAAACUUAUGUGUGCAAGUAUUGUUAAUGUAAUAGCAGAUUUUCUGCCUAUGAAGGCGUUAUUAUGUGAUAUUCUCCAUUUCUUCUUUUUACAAUUAUGCACUCCUGUUGUAUCUCCUCACCUGUCCAUGUUUAAAAUAUUUAUAAAUGGGAAAAACUUGUUGCUAUAUCUUGUGUUGUAUUUUUUUUUAAACACACAGACACAAUGCAUCUUAACAAUAGAAUUGCUAAUGCAUAAUCAAUCUAGCUUUUAUUUUCUAAUGUGAUAUACCUCAUGUGCUGUUGUAUUGCUCUCCCCUUUUUUCCUCCAAUUUUCAUACUACAUUUUAUUUCAGUGGCUAGUACUUCUACUCUUACACUUGUGUAAACCAAAUUUUUCUUGUUCACUUUUUCCUAUAAUAUACGUUUUUAUAGUCAGCGGUAGUGUUUUAUUUAACUUUUUCUCUCCCUAUUACAAAUUAAUACAUUCAUCUUAUAGUUUUUAUAAAUGUUUUUCCUGAACAUACAAUGUAUACCAUAACAGUAUGUUGUUCCCUGUUUUAAUUUUCUAGUGUUUAAGUUAGGAAUAAAGCAAAUGUUGAGUACAAUUUUAAAUAAUGGACAACCACAUACAUUUUUAACAUAUUCUUGUAAAAGAAUAUGGAGGAAUGCUACAAAAUAUUUUACAAUUGUGUAUGUUGAUAUAAUUUUAAAUAAAUUGUAUUUGUAACUAUUUAUUACUAUUUACCUACUAGUUAGAUUACAAAUACAGAACAGUGAUCAUUUUAUUUUUUAUAAUACAAGUGGACAUGUAUAAAUACAUUUUUUAAUCAGAAAACUUCACCAAUAUUAAAUUACAAAGUGAAAGUUGGUAAGACACAAUUUGAGUGCAAUUUUAAUACCUGUAUUUAUUUUUAAUCAUACACUACAUUCCCUUGUACUUGUGUUUAUUCAUAUUUGAAGUCAUUAAGAUGAGAAUGUGUUUUGGUUCAUAAAUUAAGUGUUUUCUUUGUACAGCACAAUGGAGAAAAAGGCUUUUGAAAAUCUCAGGAUACUUUUUAAAGAAAUGCUUUUCUUAAUUGAGGAUGGCUUGUUCUAACAAAAAAAUAGCCUGUUGUGUAGAGAACAAAUAUUUAUGCAAAACUGGUGAUAUUAAUCAUACUUCAUAAAGAAGGUUGCCUAAACCUGUUUCAAAAUUUGCUUGCUUUUAUAAAGUUAAAAAAUUUAUAAAUAAAUAAAUUGCAUUAUGCUUAUGAUAAUUAGUUUUUAAAAAAUAUUCUUGAAGUUUUUCUUCAAUCUAAGACUUACAUUUAGAAAAUGCUUUUAAUAAAAAUACUUCUUAAUAUGCCAUCAGUUUUGCUAACAGUUUUUAAAACAAUUACUUUUGCUGUUUAUGACAGUUUUGUAAUAUUCUAUACAAGUUCAGAACCAGAAUAUAAGAUACUUGCAAAAAUAUAGCCUUUAUUAAAAAUUGUGUAAAUAUAUACAUUCUUUCAAUAAAUAAAUAAAAUUUGGGUUGAUCUACUUUUUUUUCAACAACCAACAUGGUCUUCAAAUAUUUGUAAUGUUCAAAGUUCAAUAUUUGCAUUUAUUUCCUCCAUACCUAAAUUUUUCACCCCCUUGGACCUUAAUGGAUGUGUGAGUGUGAAUGCUUUUUUUAUUUUCCCAAAGUUAUAUUUAAUAUUCAAAUAAUUAAAAAAAAGGGUUAACUGUCAUUAAAAGCACCUGCUUUGUGUACAGAUUUAUUGUAGUUAAUGCACCAUUAUGUCAUAUUGGCCUUGUAUAGAUUUUCUUUUUAUUUAUUUUCCCCCUGAAAUUAUUCAAUAAUUGACCUUUUUCCAUCAUUUUGUCAGAUGUCUAACAUUGUUGUAUAUCAUGCAUGUAUCCAUAAUUGUAAAUUUUGUGUUAAAAAUUUAUUAAAUCACAUUUCUUUUGCUUA